Messenger RNA from Lepidothrix coronata (blue-crowned manakin), 470 nucleotides. RefSeq names its product myosin light chain 1, cardiac muscle. Gene Ontology annotation, molecular function: calcium ion binding. Lineage: Eukaryota; Metazoa; Chordata; Aves; Passeriformes; Pipridae. Gene Ontology annotation, cellular component: myosin II complex. Bases 1 to 462 code for a protein of 153 amino acids. The record is from RefSeq and is a predicted model, not a curated record. The transcript has 4 exons.
AUGAAUUUCUCCUUCUCUUUUCGCCUCCCAGAAUUUAAGGAAGCGUUUUCCCUCUUCGACCGGACCCCGAAAUCGGAGAUGAAAAUCACUUAUGCCCAGUGUGGGGAUGUCCUGAGAGCUCUGGGGCAGAACCCCACCCAGGCUGAGGUCAUGAAACUGCUGGGCAGACCCAAACCAGAAGAGAUGAACUCCAAGAUGAUUGACUUCGAGACCUUCCUGCCCAUGCUGCAGCACAUCGCCAAGACCAAGGACACGGGCACCUACGAGGACUUCGUGGAGGGGCUGCGGGUCUUCGACAAGGAGGGCAACGGGACGGUCAUGGGGGCCGAGCUGCGCCACGUCCUGGCUACCCUGGGGGAGCGGCUGACGGAGGAGGAGGUCGAUAAACUCAUGGCUGGGCAGGAAGACGCCAACGGUUGCAUCAACUACGAAGCUUUUGUGAAACACAUCAUGGCAAACUGAAUUCCAGG